Helianthus annuus (common sunflower) is the source of this 2265-nucleotide messenger RNA. Its product is annotated as pyrophosphate--fructose 6-phosphate 1-phosphotransferase subunit beta. Gene Ontology annotation, cellular component: cytosol. Gene Ontology annotation, biological process: photosynthesis; fructose 6-phosphate metabolic process; response to glucose. The coding region runs from base 138 to 1808 and encodes 556 amino acids. Gene Ontology annotation, molecular function: 6-phosphofructokinase activity; diphosphate-fructose-6-phosphate 1-phosphotransferase activity; ATP binding. The transcript is spliced from 15 exons. The record is from RefSeq and is a predicted model, not a curated record. NCBI's taxonomy places the organism in Eukaryota, Viridiplantae, Streptophyta, Magnoliopsida, Asterales, Asteraceae.
GUGUAAAAGGUGAAUGAAAACAAGGGUUUGGGUGAAAAUAGAGAGAAAGGGUAAGGGUUUUUGAAAUGUUGUAAAAUAUAUAUCUAGAAAAAAGGAAGGAAGGAAGGAAGGAACGUGCAUGAUUGUGAUCGGCGUUGAUGAUGAAAACUGGGCGGUCGGCCUGUGUCUACAGUGAGGUUGAGAGUAGCCGCCUUAGAGUCCCCAUUCCUCUUCCCUCCCUGCUCAAAUCUUCUUCUUCUUCUUCUUCUUCAUUUCAUGUCGUCGAUGGCCCCAACACCUCUGCCGCCGCUAAUCCAGAUGAAAUCGCAAAGCUCUUUCCAAACCUUUUCGGCCAGCCAUCAGUAUCCUUCAAAGCAGGAGCAGGAGGCGCCUCAUUACCAAACAAGUCUCUAAACAUUGCUAUUCUUCUAUCCGGAGGACAGGCUCCUGGUGGACACAAUGUCAUUGCUGGAAUUUUCGACUAUUUACAGAAUCGGACUCAAGGCAGCACUAUUUAUGGCUUUCAAGGUGGCCCUGCUGGGAUUUUCAACUCUAAAUAUCUUAUCUUGACUCAUGAAUUUGUCUAUCCUUACAGAAAUCAGGGUGGCUUUGAUAUGAUCUGUACUGGAAGAGACAAGAUUGAAACACCUCAGCAGUUUCACCAAGCUCGGGAAACAGCCAAGAUGCUUGAUUUGGAUGGAAUUGUAGUCAUUGGUGGUGAUGACUCAAAUACAAAUGCUUGCCUGCUAGCCGAAAACUUUAGGGCUAAUGGCUUGAAAACUCGGGUUAUUGGAUGCCCAAAAACCAUUGAUGGUGACUUGAAGUGCAAACAAGUUCCAAUAAGUUUUGGGUUUGACACUGCGUGCAAGAUAUAUUCAGAAAUGAUUGGAAAUUUGAUGGUGGAUGCACGUUCCACUGGAAAAUAUUACCACUUUGUAAGGUUAAUGGGCCGUGCUGCAUCACACAUAACUCUGGAGUGUGCACUGCAGACCCACCCAAACAUAGCAAUCAUUGGAGAAGAGGUUGCCGCCAAAAAGCAGACUCUGAAGAGUGUCACAGAUUAUAUAACAAAUAUAAUCUGCAAACGCGCAGAUGCUGGUUACAAUUACGGUAUCAUCCUCAUACCAGAAGGCCUGAUUGAUUUCAUUCCAGAGGUACAACAACUUAUGGCAGAGCUUAAUGAAAUUAUAGCCCAUGAUGUUAUUGAUCAAGGAGGAUCAUGGAAGAAGAAACUUAGGAGCCAGUCGCGUGAGCUCUUUGAGAUAUUACCAAAAGCAAUUCGGGAACAACUGCUGCUAGAAAGAGACCCUCAUGGAAAUGUGCAGGUCUCCAAAAUCGAAACCGAAAAGAUGCUCAUUCAAAUGGUGGAAGUUGAACUAGAGAACAGGAAAAAGCAGGGUAAAUAUAACAAGGAUUUCAAAGGGCAGCCACACUUUUUCGGUUAUGAAGGCAGGUGUGGUUUACCAUCGAAUUUUGACUCGAACUACUGCUAUGCUUUGGGUUAUGGUGCUGCAGCUCUGCUUCAUGCUGGGAAGACAGGAUUGAUCUCCUCAGUGGCAAAUUUAGGAGCUCCUGUCAAAGAUUGGACAAUAGGUGGAACACCAUUGACGUCUUUAAUGGAUGUGGAGAGGAGACACGGCAAGUUUAAGCCUGUCAUCAAGAAAGCAAUGGUGGAACUCCAAGGUGCUCCUUUCAAAAAAUUCUCGUCUAUGCGUGAGGAAUGGUCUCUAAAGAACCGCUACAUCAAUCCAGGCCCUGUUCAGUUUGUUGGUCCAACAUCUGAUGUUAUCAACCACACCCUAAAGUUGGAACUUGGAUCCCAGGCAUAGGUCGCUUUAUAGAUUCUUUAAUGCAUAACAAGAUUUUACAUUUACAACAAUGUCAUUUUUUAAGUAGAGACAACCUCCGAAGUUUGAAUUAUCGAUCCUCGACAUAAAUGAUCUAACUUGCUAUAAUCAGCCUUUUGAAUGCUUCUUUCGAUUUGAACAUUUUACUCGCACGGGUGAUCCAUAUAGCCACAUACUUGUGUCCAUGGAGGGAUUGUUGAGGCUAAACAACUUUGAAGGGAUAUAACCAAUGUGGGGUAGCCCACUUGGUAGAGACAUAUGGCUCUUAAAGAGGAGGCCCCAGGUUCAAACCUAGACAAGAUAAAUAAUGUUGGGGUAUCCGUUCGUUACCGUUUAAUAUUCAGCAGUUUUCCCGUAAACCACCAUUCGCGUACUGUAAAGUCGGGUAGAUGUUUCUAGACACUCUAAAGGCCUAAUUAAGUUUAUUUCAGUCUUAAAA